AAGAAGAAGCAGAAGGUAAAAAAAAAAAAGAAAAAAGAAAAAAGAAAAAGUCGGACUGUGAACUGACAAAUAUAAAGAUGCUGGAUGAAAGCCCAGAGGCGGCAUCGCGCGUUUGAAAUGUCUGCUGCAGCUGAUUUUGGGGCCAGUAUGCCGGCGUUUUUUUGUCGAAUAACGAGAGACCUGCACAGAUGUUGCUGCUGCUGCCGCUGCUGCUGCUGCCGGUAUGUGAACGACUUCACACACUGAAGGUAAUAAAAAAAACCGGCUCGGUAUUUUUCUCUUGAAUUUGUUUUUUCCCCCUCUCCCUCUCUCUUUCUCUCUCUCUCUCUCUCUCUCUCUUUUUCUCUUGCAUCAAUUUGAUGCUGCGUGAGGCUGCUGGGCGAUGAUGCAUCGUUGGGGUUUGACUGUGUGAAUUCGCAUCAUAUCAAGUCUGUUUACCCUACUCGGAAAUGUAAAUUCGAGCAAUCAAGACAGUUUUCUUUUUUUUUUGCUGAGCCACCUUGCGACAAUUUUUUUUUUUUUUUCUAAAAAAUGCCUUAUUUCGACGCGAGGUGAGAGGAUGCCUGUAGCUGUGAUUGUGUCAUUGCUGCGGCACACUCCGGAGCUCCUCGGCUCAAGACAGACACAACUAUCCUCAGCUGAAGAGAAGACAGCAAGCUGGCAAGUGCUUCAUCAACCAACAUAAGCCAUACCAGGCUGUGCAUGUAUGUGUGGGGGGAAAGGCCGACUCUCUCUGACACUCUCAAGGGAGGAAUCUAUAACACUGAGGUUCCCAUCCCCAAAUCCGUCUGAGGACUGCUGUGAGCUUACAAGCUUCCUGAUGAUUUUUGGAGGGCAGCCCUGAUGCAUCUUGUGAGUGUGAACACUCAGAGAGCCUUUUGCCAGGUUUGCAUCACCAGACAGGAGACGGAGCAGACGGUAACUCUGUGUGUGUCAUGUUAGAGGCUGGACUCUCGCCUGCCCCCUCCAACUCUCAGCCAAAAAAAUCUCUGACCUGCCCUGUCAGAGCCCCUCUUGCAUGAGCAUCACCGCUUUGCCACAGCAGCACAACAGCAAACAGUGUAAAAGCAGCACCCCAAAUUUUUUUUUGCAGACAUUAUUGUUUGUGUGAGCUCCUGGGGAAAAAAAAAAAAAAAAAGGUUUCACCCAGACACCCAAAAUAAGAGACAGCGGAAACAACCAGGGUCAGGAUGCAGGUGUCCUUCGCCUGCACUGAGCACAACCUCAAGAGUCGCAGUGAGGACAGACUCUGUGGCCUUCGCACCGCUCCACCUCCUGGAGGAAGCAGCGGUGGGGUAGGGGGAGGAGGUGGAGGUGGUGGUGGUGGAGGAGGAGGAGGCGGUGGUAGUGGAGGAGGUGGCGGUGGAGGAGGUGGAGGAGGUAGUGGACAAGGGAGCAAUGGCAACUACAUGUCCCAAGGCUCGGUCAAGACCAGGGAGGGGUCCGGGUCCCGUCAGACUCCACAGGGUCAUGCCCACAUGAAGGAGGCCAUCGGGCGCCACACCAGUAUGAAGUACAGGAACCUCGGGAAGUCAGGCCUGCGUGUUUCCUGCCUCGGGUUAGGCACCUGGGUGACGUUUGGAUCACAGAUCCCUGAUGAGAUGGCUGAGAACCUGAUGACCAUAGCUUAUGAGAACGGAGUGAACCUGUUUGACACAGCGGAGGUGUACGCCUCUGGAAGAGCGGAAAUAACUCUAGGGAACAUUAUCAAGAAGAAGGGAUGGAGGCGUUCAAGUUUUGUCAUCACAACAAAGAUCUAUUGGGGAGGCCAAGCAGAGACAGAGAGGGGACUCUCCAGAAAGCACAUUAUUGAAGGUUUAAGAGGAUCCUUAUCAAGACUUCAGCUAGAUUACGUGGACAUUGUUUUUGCCAACAGAAAUGACGUCAACAGUCCGAUGGAAGAGAUUGUUCGGGCCAUGACGUUCGUAAUAAACCAGGGCAUGGCCAUGUACUGGGGCACCUCACGCUGGAGUGCCAUGGAAAUCAUGGAGGCAUACUCAGUGGCACGCCAGUUCAACCUGAUACCACCCGUGUGUGAGCAGGCAGAGUAUCACUAUUUCCAGAGGGACAAAGUCGAGGUGCAGCUUCCUGAGCUCUACCACAAGAUAGGUGUUGGAGCGAUGACCUGGUCUCCCCUUGCUUGUGGAUUAAUCACAGGGAAGUACAGCGAUGGUGUACCAGAGUGCUCCAGAGCAGCAAUGAAGGGAUACCAGUGGCUGAAGGAGCGAGUGAACAGCGAGGAGGGCCGCAGGCAGCUCGCUAAAAUCAAGGAGCUCCAUCUACUGGCGGACAGACUGGGCUGCACUGCUGCACAGUUGGCCAUAGCCUGGUGUCUGCGCAGUGAGGGAGUCAGCUCAGUACUUCUGGGUGUUUCUAAUACAGACCAGCUACUUGAGAACCUGGGUGCCCUCCGGAUUUUAUCCCAAAUGAACCCUCAAACCAUCACUGAGAUUGAUGCCCUGCUGGGAAAUAAGCCACACUCGAAGAAAGAAUCACGCGCUUGAAAAUGCAAAAUCUGAGUGACAGAUGAUGUUUCAAGAAGAGAGAUGAAGAAGACAACGACAUCGGGAAACAUCGCUUUUUGCUCUGCUGUAUACUCAACAACUUGCAUGUCCUCAGCAACAUUAUGCUUCCAGUAUGUGCGCAUAUCCAUUUUGCGCAGUACAUUAUAUCAUGUAUGAAAAAAAAAGAAAAGAAAAUCUCUCAAUUGUUAAAAAAAAGAAAACAAAAACAGGUCAUAUAAUGCUCACUGCCGAUUGUUCACAGACUAAUUAUUUCUACAGAGGGGGAGGUCAAAGGUCAGAGUGACAGGUCUCGACCAUCCACAGAGACCAAGAAAGGCUGAAAAAUAUUUAACUGUUGUCAAAGCAGAUUUGACUCUUGUUAAUCAAAUGUCCUAAAGUGGAAGAAGAAAGAAAAAAAACACCUCUGUGGUCAAAUGCAACUUUACUGUGUGAACAGUACAUUCAUUGGACAUCUGAGUCUCCUCCCCUUGCAGCUGCCUGUUAUUCUGUAUGAUGUUUAGUACCCAGCAGCCAGAGAGCCAAAGGUUAGUGUCUAGCCUAACAUUUCCCAUAGUGUGCAUGUGACUGGUCUGCCACGCUCACUGCUUUACAGGGUUGGGAACAAUGGAUUACUUGUAGAGUCGUGAUCUGACUGUAGAAAAAAAAAAAAAAAAAAAAAAACUUAAUCCAAUCUUACUUUCAAAAAAAGCUCAGAUCACAUGCUUAACACAAUUAUACACAUUCAGAAUUUUUUGGCACAAAUUCCAAAUUCCAAUGAAUGGAUCAUAAGUAGCAAAAAUAGCUGAAAGAUUGUCUUUGAGUACUUUUUGUGUCAGCUGCUAUCUCAAAUUGGCAACCAGGAAUGGAUAGUGAGUAAAACUUUGAAGGUAAAUUUCCCAACCCUGCUGCUUUCUCAGCAGUCUUUUUGCCUCCUCUGUUUGUAAAACUGUGCGCAUGUCCCUUUAAGAGAGAAAAGCCCUAACAGGGUGUAAAUGUGGCAUGGCUUUUAUGGCUUAUGUAGAUUUGCAGUGCCCUUGUAAGCCAUUUUUUUUUACUCUAAAUGGUCUGGCAGUUUGGUCCAAGGUCCGUGCUGGCGGGCACUCUUGCUUUAAUGACUCAGUCUGCAGACAUGGCUGUGUGUCCAUCUGACGUAUAAUCUUUGUAUCGUCCUCAACUGUAUCAAAAGAUGUUGACAUCACUUUCAACAAUGCUCAUUCUCGUGAAGAGCAUCGUUGUUCUUAAAUCAGAGGUUUGAGACAGCUGGACUAUAUGGAAAGGUCACUGAGUGUCUGACACAAUGAUUUGGACACAAUGUGGUGAACUAGUAGUUUUCCAAUGAUAAGACAUAAAUGAUAAGUUUGAGUUGAUCAAAUGUGAUAUAACUCUUGCCACAGGUCACUUGGGGUAAGAUUUAGCAGAUGUAACUUGUUUUUUUGUUUUUGAGGAAGCAUAAAAAUAUAGCUUCCCUGCUCAUUUCUCUGGGAGUUCUCUCUCUCUCUCUCUCUCUCUUGUUCCCUUGAUUCUUGCACACAUGCACAACUCAUUUUAUACUGUGCAUUUCAUGUCUUUUUCCCCUUUAGUUUUGUAUUGAUUUCAAUUCUUUGUAAUGUGAGGGGGAUUUGUUCCUUUUGUGAUUUCCCAUGAAAAUACCGCUACUCUCCAGGGCGGAGAGUGUUUUGAUAAAAGAAGCUGUUUUAGUUGGCACAGUUACAUUGUAAAUAGGCUUAUCUGUCUGGCAGUGAGAUAACGAGAUAAAGGUUACGUUUAUGAUUCAAGAAAGAAUUCCUGAAGGAGCAGCUGAAACUCUGCUCCCCUCUGUGACUCUGUACAGUCCGACUGAGUGUAGCUUCCAGUGUACAUAGAAACUACGUCAAUCAAACCAUGAAAAUGUAACUUUGCCUGCAUAACUUAUAUUUUACUGUCUUGCAACAAAGAGAAACCAAAAGAGGGAAGAGACAACUCAUACUGAAUGUAACAUGUCUGUUGCUCAAUCUAUGUUACCUAAAGGAAAAGCACAGAACGUGUUUUAAAGGUAGUUUCUUUUUGUGUUUCGUAAAAAAAAAAAAAAAAAAAUCUGCAAAGCUGUCAUGCAAACAUUUACAUUGAGAUUCAGGCAAAAGGUUGUCCACAGAAACUUCAUGCAUAUACGACAUCCUGGUAACUGAUCAAUUGCAAAGUCAAAAUGUGCUAAUCUGUCGGAUAAAAUUUUGUUUUUACUACUCAUAACCUGGACAAAGUAGCUGGAAUAGGCUAAUCAUAAUGUUGUAUUGAGGUGUAUUUAAACAAUACUGCAUUGGCAGUUGGUUCUUCAGGGCAACGUAAGUUAACCCUCCAUGUUCACGUUUGGAAUAAAUUAUUUAUUUGUGUAUAUGUACAGGGAUAUUAAUUUAUGAGCAGUAUAUAAACAGCUUAUCCCAAAAACUAUUCUGAUGUGGGCUAUAUAUGGUUUCUAGCAUUAUAAUCUCUGUUUCCAUUCUCACAUAUCAUGUGCUCCCAGGAUAUCAUAUUCUUUUUGGACGCUUCACUGACCACAUGAUGGACACACUCACUAAAAUUGCUUAUUAAGAAAUAGCUUUAUGUGCGCAGAAACUCUCUUUUCAGUCAGCAUUUUUAUGCAGAAGUAAAGUAAAACAAGCAGCAGUUGCUCCUUGACUUACAGAGAUUUCAUUUCAUUGUGGUUCAACAGUCCCUGAAAAACCGACACUGCUUGGCAGACAUGCUUUUACAAGUAGUCAGUGUUCAUAACUGAGCCAUAAGCCAACAAACAUGUAUGUAUGUAUUAUAGCGUGGGUGUUAUCUACUGGUGUCUACCGGUAGAUAACACCCACGCUAUAAUACAUACC
This is a messenger RNA of Thunnus maccoyii (southern bluefin tuna), 5347 nucleotides long. RefSeq names its product voltage-gated potassium channel subunit beta-3-like. Gene Ontology annotation, molecular function: transmembrane transporter binding; voltage-gated potassium channel activity; potassium channel regulator activity. Gene Ontology annotation, biological process: regulation of potassium ion transmembrane transport; potassium ion transport. Bases 1191 to 2504 code for a protein of 437 amino acids. Gene Ontology annotation, cellular component: membrane; cytoplasm; voltage-gated potassium channel complex. NCBI's taxonomy places the organism in Eukaryota, Metazoa, Chordata, Actinopteri, Scombriformes, Scombridae. The record is from RefSeq and is a predicted model, not a curated record. The transcript has 14 exons.